Molecule: messenger RNA, 1131 nt
Organism: Chironomus riparius
Lineage: Eukaryota; Metazoa; Arthropoda; Insecta; Diptera; Chironomidae
Source: the annotation of a GenBank genome assembly
CAAACUCGCGUUUUUGCAGCUGAAUGAAUUCCCUGUUUCGCGAGUAAAAAACUUCAAUUAAGCUUUGCAUGAAGAUGACGCAACGGGCAUUUUGCUGCUGAUAAGGAAGUUUAUCGAGAAACGAUAUUAAAGAGAACGGUUUAGAUUCUCUCAGUAUGAUUCUUCAUCUUGUCAGCGAAGCAUCGCAUAAUGACUCCAAAAGUUUUAAUUAAAUUCACAAUAGCAUUCAUAAUUUUGUGCAUUCGGCCGAUUUAUUGUCGAUUGUGCGAAGAGGAGAUCGUGGGUUUUAAAAAAUUGGGAGUGCAUCAUUCGACAGAUGUGCAAGGCAAUCGCUACAUAAAAGUAUUUCAUUUAUCGAUGGAUUUCGAGGGAAAUUGGAUGGAUUCCAGAAGUUUUUGUAGGACAUUCGACAUGGAUCUUGCGACUUUUGAUAGCAGCUAUGAAUUUUCAAAUUUUGUCAAAUUUGCUAUGGAUAAGUCAAGCUAUUUUGAUAAAUGGACUCAUAUUGGUGGAAUUUCCAAAUUUAACGGGAAGCGAAGAGAAUGGUAUUGGAUAACAACAAAUCGGCGAGUGACUUACUCAAUGCAAUUUGCUGUUGGUCAGGUAAUUUUAAUCAGUUUUCUUCAUGUGUUUUUCAUGUGUAAUUCACGACUUGUUGGAUUUCAAAAACUAGGAAAUUAUUACAUCACUGAUGAAAAGGGAAAUUCUAAUGAGAAAUUGUACUACAUUUCAAUUAACUUUCGAGCAAAUUGGAUCAACUCAAAGAGCUUUUGCACGUCAUUCGGAAUGAACUUGGUGAGCCUUGAAAGUGAUCAUGAAGCACAGUAUUUUAUGAAAGCUUGUGAAAAUAACUCAAAUAGUUUUGAGGAAAUUACUUUCAUUGGAGCCACGUCUGAAUUUAUAGAUGGCAAUGAAAAGUGGUUUUUAACGACAACAGGAAAGGAAGUGAAUUAUAAAUUGGAGUUAUCUGAACCGAAAAAUAACGACAAUAAUCAAUGCUUAGCUUUGUAUCAUAUGGAUGCGAAAUUCUCAUACACAAAAGUUAAAUGUAAUGGACAUGAAAAUCAUAAGUUUAUCUGUCAAAAAGUGAUCCUUAAACUUGAAAAUUGGACUGACAUAUUUGGGAGGUGA